Molecule: messenger RNA, 1378 nt
Organism: Malania oleifera
Lineage: Eukaryota; Viridiplantae; Streptophyta; Magnoliopsida; Santalales; Ximeniaceae
Product: DNA oxidative demethylase ALKBH2
Exons: 4
Coding region: 237-962 (241 amino acids)
Biological process (GO): DNA repair
Source: RefSeq, a predicted model, not a curated record
GUUUUGACUCUUUGCUUAACAAAGCAAUUUAACGAAUUGCACUUUGUUCGAAUUUAGUUCAGUUGUCCGCAACAGCGUGCGAUUGUUUUGAUGAUUCGGAGCGCGGCCAUGUCUGUCUAGUUCAAUUUAUUGCACUCCUGUGGGGUUGGAGGGUAACGCGCCAUUUGCCCGCCCUCCCCGCUUCUCUCUCUCUCUCUCUCUCUCUCUCUCUCUCUCUCUCUCUCUCUCUCUCUCUCAUGAGUAUCAUCAAGUUCGGAGUUGCGACUGAAUCAACAAACCCUAGCCCUGACGGGGAGCUGAAGAGACGAACUAUUGAUCUGGGAGACGGAAGCGAAAUCGUCCACAUUCCACGAUUCUUACCGUGCGAUGAGUCCUGGAAACUGUUCGAGUACCUCGACAAGGAAAUUCCCUGGUCCAGGCCUACCAUUCGCGUCUUCGGCCGAUCCAGCGUUCAGCCUAGAGAUACAUGUUAUGUUGCAAGUGAAGGAUUGCCAGAACUUAGUUAUAGUGGGUAUCAGCCUCAUGCGUACUCUUGGGACAACUAUCCUCCACUAAAGGACAUUUUGGAAGCAGUCCACAAAGCCCUUCCUGGGAGCAGUUUUAAUAGUCUACUCUUAAAUAGAUACAAAGGUGGCAAUGACUGUGUAGGUUGGCAUUCUGAUGAUGAGAAGCUUUAUGGAUCAACUCCAGAAAUUGCAUCUGUGUCGUUUGGAUGUGAACGUGAGUUCAUAUUGAAGAAGAAAAUGAGCAAAUUGUCCCAAGCAAGGAGAUUUGAGGUUGAACCUGCAAGCAAGCGAGCAAAAAAGGCUAGUAGUCAUGUAGAUCAACACUCAUUUACAUUGAAGCAUGGAUCGCUGUUGGUGAUGAAAGGCUACACACAACGGGAUUGGGUUCACUCUGUACCCAGGCGUGCAAAAGCUGAGGCCACCCGAAUCAACCUCACCUUCAGGCUUGUAGUUUGACUGGCUGUGAUUAAAGGAAAUAGCCAGGCUUUAACUGGUGUAUUGACUUGGUGGUUGGGCGAAUCAACGAUGAUGGGGGCUCUGGGGAACCUAGGAUUCCACAUGGGCAAUGAAAAAUUCUCAUCAACACCCGAUAGACCACAGCUGCUGGCUGCUCCUGGCAGCGAGUUUUUUUAUUUUUUAUUUAUUUAUAUAUUUUUCAAACCAUCUUCUGUCAGUUCCUCAUUUAUAAGCGCUGGGCUUCAGUUUUGCUGUCUAUGGCAGUUCUUUCAUGCUUCAGUUUCUUUUUCUGCUGUAAUUUUGGAACCAGAAUGCCUGUAACAUGCUUGGGGUUAAGGGUGAAGGCUUGCUCAACUAUGAUUUGUAUGUACCAUAUUUGUUAGUUAAAUACAUUUAUGUUACUAUGCGUUUUAAUA